UGCCUAAAAGGGCAUUGUCGUCUGCAGCGUGCAAGGAGAAGUAGCGAUUACAUCUUUGCCUUAAAGGACAUUAUCGUCUGCAAAGUGCAAAAUGAAGUAGCAUUAAAUACGGGGUAUAUUCGUUUGUCAAUUCUGCUGGUCCUCAAAAACUCCAAAAUCGGAACAAAAAUUAUAAACAUACAGAUCUGUUGAAAUCGAUUCGUCAAUCAAUCAUGGCAACUCCUGAGGUUCUGCAGCUCAUUGAAGAGGGUAUUGUUACUUCUCCUAUGCUUGAUCAUCCAAAAGCUGAAACUGCGAAGUCGCGAGGUUUGUCAAUUGAGAAGAAAAUUGAGUUCCUUGAGAGCUUGACUGCCAAAGUGAGUAACAGGAGAUCUCGUAGAUGGAUAAAUGAUCGUUUAUUAAUGGAACUUGUUCCUCGUUUGAAUGCUGAUGAAAUUAGAGGCUUGUUUGCCCCACCACCAUGGGGUGAUGAUGUACCACCAUCAGCAUUUUCCAUGACUAAUGUGGGAGAGUGGGAAUACUUUAGGAAUAUAGAUAUGGACAAACAGGCCCAUAUUAUUGAUGGCCUAAGUAACUCAACAACAAAGAGGAGGGGUCGUAUUGAUGAAGAUAAGGUGGCUGUUUUAAAUGCAUGGCGCAGAAUAGAUUGCCGAACAAGAGAGGCUCUUCGUCGUAGCUUUCUUACAGAUCUUAUUGAUGGCUAUGAGACUUGCAUACGGGCCUUCAUUCAGGAAAGCGAAGAUGAAGACGUUCUUGCACUACAAGUUCAAGAUCCUUUUCAUAGAUUGUUGCUUCAUGGUGUUUGUGAGUUUUACAACUUGGCAUCAGUAACAGCGUCUGAGUCCAAGGAGACAGAAUCGCUGAAGACAACUAGGAUAAAGAAGAAGAAAAUGGGAGUGAGCGAGCUUCCAACUAUCACCCUGUCACAUUUCCUGAAAAUGUCAAAGGGAGGCAUUUGGUGAUCCGACUGGGAAGGAGCUCCAAGUUGUGUACAUAAAUAAGAUAUAAUCCAUCUUGAUAUUGGAACUCCCAAUUCAGAGUAUAAGAUUGAAUCUGGAUGUAACAUUUUAUAUAAUUUGUAUCAUUUCUCACUGUAAUUUGUGGAUCUCCAAGCUUUCAAGAAGCUGCAGAGUCUGAAUGUAGAUUAUAUUUCCGAUCAGCCAAAGGGGGCUGAUUGUAGUAGGUUCAGUCUUGAUAGUUGACAAUGUAGGUUCCUUCAAAAUAUCAUUGUACUUGCAGUUGAAUUGAUGUAUUUGAAGUUUCAUUUCUUUUA
Ricinus communis (castor bean) is the source of this 1273-nucleotide messenger RNA. RefSeq names its product R3H domain-containing protein 4. The transcript is spliced from 7 exons. The coding region runs from base 213 to 962 and encodes 249 amino acids. The record is from RefSeq and is a predicted model, not a curated record. NCBI's taxonomy places the organism in Eukaryota, Viridiplantae, Streptophyta, Magnoliopsida, Malpighiales, Euphorbiaceae. Gene Ontology annotation, molecular function: nucleic acid binding.